Messenger RNA from Stomoxys calcitrans (stable fly), 3067 nucleotides. It is a transcript of the gene CDase, whose product is annotated as neutral ceramidase. NCBI's taxonomy places the organism in Eukaryota, Metazoa, Arthropoda, Insecta, Diptera, Muscidae. The transcript is spliced from 9 exons. Gene Ontology annotation, biological process: sphingosine biosynthetic process; ceramide catabolic process; long-chain fatty acid biosynthetic process. Gene Ontology annotation, molecular function: N-acylsphingosine amidohydrolase activity. Gene Ontology annotation, cellular component: extracellular region. The record is from RefSeq and is a predicted model, not a curated record. Bases 641 to 2767 code for a protein of 708 amino acids.
UUUAUUGAGCCCCUGCCAGCGGUGUGAACUUGUCCGCGUUGUAAGCUAGAAGGCGAACGAACCACAAAAUAAAUAAAACAAGAAAUAGAAGAGCCAAAGCAUGGAUUAAAAUAAUAAAUAAAUAAAUACAAAUAAACCCAAUUCAUUUGGCACCUUUCAACAAGUGAUUGCGAUUGUCGUCGCUGUGGGAUUUCAAAAUAAAAAUACCAACGAAUUUAGUUAUUAUGAAUGACCGGAAAAGAUAUCUGAUAAAAUAAAACCGAAUAAAAAAAUGAUGAAUUCUAGAAAAAGUUAUAAAUUCUGUGCAUUGUUGCUACAUCGGAAUUAUAAUGAAAUUAAAAUAAAACAAAAUUUAAUUGCCAAAUUAAUAGUGCUGCAACGCCGUUCACAGUGAAAAACAAAAUUGUAAUAGCCAAAAAAUUCAAUUCAUUAAUAAACGCAUGCAAGCAUUUGUCGGUUUAUCUAUGGUAUUGAAUUAAUUGCAUGGAAAAAUAACUUAGAAUUUCCUUUGGAAACUCGCAGCCACCUGAGGAUUACAACAAAAGGUGAUAAUUUGUUUAAGUGCCAUUUAAAUUUUUUGUGGGUAUCUGUGAUGUCCAAUUGCUAGUAUUGCAAUACGCAACUCUACCAAGAACCAAAAAUGAAUAUUAAAUCGCUCAGUAUGGGUAUUUUCUUGGCGUUUCUUUGCCUCUCAUCACUGGUAUGGGAUGCUGUCGAUGCCUACCAAAUAGGUUUGGGACGUGCUGAUUGUACAGGUCCAUCGGUGGAAAUAAAUUUCAUGGGUUAUGCCAACAUCAAACAGGUUGGUCGUGGCAUACAUCUGAGACAAUUUGCCCGCGCUUUUGUCGUUGAGGAUGAGAAUAAGAGGCGAGUUGCAUUUGUUUCCGUAGAUGCUGGUAUGAUGGGAUAUGGCGUUAAACGUGAGGUAAUUAAACGAUUACAAACACGCUAUGGAGAUAUUUAUCACAAUGAUAACGUCAUCAUUAGUGGCACCCAUACCCAUAGUGGCCCUGGAGGUUUUCUAAUGCAUCUGCUCUAUGAUAUUUCCAUAUUGGGUUUUGUGCCUCAGACUUUCGAGGCAUUGGCGAAUGGCAUUUAUUUGAGUAUCAAACGUGCCACUGAAAACAUGUUUGAGGGUAAAAUACAUCUCUCUCGCACCACUGUUCUAAAUGCCAACAUUAAUCGUUCGCCCAGCUCGUAUUUGCGUAAUCCUCCCGAGGAGAGAGCUCAAUAUGAACAUGAUGUCGAUAAGGAAUUGACACAGUUACGUUUUGUGGAUCGUGAAGAUAACAUCAUGGGAGCAUUCAAUUGGUACGCAGUGCAUCCCACAUCAAUGAACAACACCAACAAAUUGGUAUCCAGUGACAAUAUGGGUUAUGCUUCUUUGAUAUUGGAAAAGGAAUACAAUGCGAAUAAAGUUCCUGGCAAGGGCAAAUUUGUGGGUGCUUUCUGUUCUUCCAAUUUGGGUGAUGUUUCCCCAAAUAUUAUGGGUCCCAAAUGUUCACUUACUGGCAAUUCAUGUGAUAUUCUAAGUUCGAAAUGUCCUCCCAAUGAGGGUGAAUGUUUCGCUUCGGGUCCCGGCAAGGAUAUGUUUGAAAGUACCAAAAUUAUUGGUGAACGUUUGGCAGAGGGAGCUUUGCGCUUACUCAACGAAGCUAGUGAAGAGGAUAACAAUGGCCGUGAGGUAACCGGGGAAAUAGGUUGCAUUCACCAGUUUGUGGAUAUGCCCAAUUACAAUGGUACCACCUAUAAUCCUUUGACACGUAAAAUUGACAAAAUUCGUGGUUGCCAACCUGCCAUGGGCUAUAGUUUUGCUGCAGGCACCACCGAUGGUCCGGGGGCGUUUGGAUUUGAGCAAGGCACAGUAACCGAUAAUGCCAUGUGGAAUUUAGUGCGUGAUUUUAUAGUGCCUCCCACUCAGGAUGAUAUCUCAUGUCACUCGCCAAAACCAAUUUUGUUGGCCACAGGAAGGGCCACCUUCCCCUAUGAAUGGCAACCGAAAAUUGUACCCACCCAAGAAUGUCGCAUUGGUGAUUUGAUUCUAGCCGCCGUGCCUGGUGAAUUCACCACCAUGGCUGGCCGGCGUUUCCGCAACAAGAUUCGAGCUGUGGCCUCUGCCACUGGAGGCAUGGAUGUCGAUGUCAUUUUGGCUGGCCUUUCCAAUGUGUAUACCAGUUACAUUGUAACACCGGAAGAAUAUCAGGCACAGCGUUAUGAGGCAGCCUCAACAAUAUUCGGUCCCAAUACGCAUACCAUAUACAUGGAUGUCUUUGAACGCCUGACCAAGGCUUUGUUUAAGGAUGAUACUGUGGAGCCAGGACCCCAACCCCCAUAUAUGAAUGAUCGCAUGUUGUCCAUGAAUACCGGGGUCAUAUUUGAUGGCCAUCCUUUGGAUAAGGACUUUGGAUAUGUGAAACAACAGCCUUUGAAAUCUUACAAAAUCAAUGACACUGUGGUGGCUACCUUUGUGGCGGGAAAUCCCCGCAACAAUCUGUUGCACGAAAAGACCUUCUUGACGGUGGAGCGCAAAAUCAAUGAGGAAAGAUGGAAGGUGGUGCAUACCGAUGCCAGUUGGGAUACCAAAUUCAUUUGGGAACGCACUCACUUGAUUUUGGGCUUCAGCGAUGUCCAUAUCCAUUGGACCAUUGGCCCCAAUACCUUGCCUGGUGAAUACCGCAUUCACCAUUACGGCAACUACAAAUACAUUCUGGGUGGCAUCUUCCCCUAUGAGGGCCUGACCCAUUCCUUCACCGUAACCGAGGAUUAAAUCUAAGUGUGCAUGAACGUUGAACGUUUGGGAGCGGAGUUUUGUUAAUUUUGUUGUUUGGUCUAGUCAUAGACUGUCUUGCAUCAGGGUGUAAAUAGAUCUUAUUCCAUUAAACAAUAUGCCAUUCCAGUUUGGCCAUUUUCCCCCAUAUCACUAUUUGGUUUAUUAUAAAAACAAACAUUGUGUAUAUAAAAAAAAAUAUGUAUGUUGUAUGAAAUAUUUUCAAAAUUUUACGAUUAGCAUUUAGUGACAAAAAUUGUUAAAAAAAUCACACAUGACAAAGAAUUUUAUGUAUUUUAC